Molecule: messenger RNA, 1288 nt
Organism: Astyanax mexicanus (Mexican tetra)
Lineage: Eukaryota; Metazoa; Chordata; Actinopteri; Characiformes; Acestrorhamphidae
Gene: cts12
Product: cathepsin 12
Exons: 8
Coding region: 371-1246 (291 amino acids)
Biological process (GO): immune response
Cellular component (GO): lysosome
Molecular function (GO): cysteine-type endopeptidase activity
Source: RefSeq, a predicted model, not a curated record
GCAUGCGCAGUGCCUUUAGGAAGCACGUAUCUAUGGGUAGCAUAACUCAACGGAAAACUGGUCCAAAAUGAAAUUUAAAAGGCAAAAGGAGAAGCUACAACUUGACUACAUCUGGAACAAUAUUACCACAGAACCUGUAGAGCGGAGAAAACCCAGUUAAGAAUAUCGUCUGGGUUUGUUGGACCACCUAAAGGCGCUCCAGAACACUCGCCGAGUCCACUGGGUGGAGCUGUUCAGCAGGACGGUGCUGCUUGGCCUGUUUUUGUGUGCACCACUCAGAGCAGCCACAGAGUCUGAGGAAGAUUCACCCACAGAGUGGACACUGUGGAAGAAAGCCAACGGAGUGUCGUAUGAAGAAGAGGCUGAUGACAUGGAAAGAAAAGCCAUCUGGGAGAACAAUAAAAGAGUGAUUGAGGAUAACAACAGAAAAUUCAGUAGGGGCCUUUCAAAAUUCACCAUGGCAAUGAACAAAUAUGGUGAUUUGGACAAAAUGGAGUAUAAGCAGUUACAGGGAGCUAACAUCAAUGCUAGGUUGAAACGGACAGGGAAGAUUGCCUCUGCAAAGAAGCUGCACUUCCAUGCUAAGAAAUUGAGGUCACUCAAAGUGGACUACAGGACAUUGGGAUACGUCACAGAGGUCAAAGAUCAGGGCUACUGUGGGUCAUGCUGGGCUUUCAGCACUACAGGUGCCAUCGAGGGACAAAUGUACAAGCAGUCAGGUCAGCUGGUGUCUCUUAGUGAGCAGCAUCUGGUAGACUGCUCCAGAUCUUAUGGAACGCACGGCUGCAGCGGCGCCUGGAUGGCGAACGCAUAUGACUACAUAAUCAGCAACGGGCUUCAGGCCACCAACACUUACCCUUACACCUCAGCGGACACACAGCCAUGUUUCUAUGACCCCAGCCUAGUCGUAGCCCAAAUCAGCGACUACAGAUUCAUUCCCAAAGGAGAUGAACAGGCAUUGGCUGAUGCCUUGGCAGUUAUUGGGCCAAUCACUGUUGCAGUAGAUGCUGAUCACUCCAGCUUUAUGUUCUAUAGCUCAGGGAUCUAUGAAGAGCCUAACUGCAAUCCAAACAACCUCAGCCAUGCUGUGCUUCUGGUUGGCCAUGGCUCUGAAGGCGGCAGGGAUUACUGGAUCAUCAAAAACAGCUGGGGCACCGGCUGGGGUGAAGGAGGUUACAUGCGCAUGAUUCGAAAUGGCAGCAACACCUGUGGCAUCGCCAGCUAUGCUCUUUACCCCAUCCUAUAAGGGUUUUGUAUAUCUCAUUAAAGAGUGUUGUUUGUGUUUUAA